AUGCUCGACGCAGUUGACAGCAACCGACCAGAACGUCGCUCUGCUCUGAUAACACACGAACUGUCUAGGUUGGAUGUCGACAUUGCUGCCCUUAGCGAGGUCCGAUUCCCAGGUGUAGGCAGCCUCCAGGAGCAUGGCGCCGGUUACACCCUCUUCUGGUCAGGGAAACCUGCAACAGAAUGGCGCCUCUCAGGUGUUAGCUUCAUGAUCAGGACCUCCAUCGCCUCCAAGCUGGAAAACCUGCCAACCGGUCACUCCGACUGCAUCAUGUCCAUGCGCCUCCCUCUGAAGAACGAACAGUAUGCCACGCUCUUCAAUGACAAGGUAAUAAUCCUUGGUGAUUUCAACGCCAGAGUGGGUCAAGAUGUAGAUGCCUGGAAAGGAGUUCUUGGCAGACACGGCGUUGGAAACUGCACUGACAAUGGGCGCUUGCUGUUGGAGUUUUGCACUGAGCAACAACUGGUCAUCACCAACACCAUCUUCCAGCAAAAGGACAGAUUAAAAACAACCUGGAUGCAUCCUCGGUCCAAACAUUGGCACCUCAUAGAUUACAUCCUAGUGCGCCAAAAAGUGAUGCCCAGUGCAGAAUGUCGCACGGACCAUCGACUAGUGCGUUGCCAAUUCAGGAUGCACCUCACACCCAAACCAAGGAAGGGAGGGCCCCCCACUAAAAAGUUCGAUCUCAAGAAGCUUCAGUCAGCUGAAGUGAAAGCUGACUUUCAGGCAGGCCUACAGUCCAAGCUUGAGAUCAUCGACUGCCCAGAAGACCCCUCACCUGAAACACUCUGGGAUCAACUGAAGACUGCCAUCCUGCAAACAUCCGAAGAAGUUCUGGGGUUUACCACCAAGAGGAACAAAGACUGGUUCGAUGAGAACAACCAAGAGAUCCAGGAACUGCUGACAAAGAAGAGGUCAUCCCAUCAGGCCCACCUGGCUCAGCCGUCAUGUCCUGUGAAGAAAGCUGCCUUCCGUCUCAUUUGCAGCAACCUCCAGCGCAAGCUUCGAGAGAUCCAGAACAAGUGGACUAACCUCGCAGUGAAAACCCAGCUUUGCGCAGACACUGGUGACUACAGAGGCUUCUAUGAAGCCUUAAAGGCAGUAUAUGGUCCUACUCACCACGUCCAGAGUCCUUUGCGCAGUACAGAUGGACAGGCGCUCUUCACAGGCAAGACUUCCAUCCUGAACCGUUGGUCCGAGCACUUUCAGGUCCUCUUCAGCGCUGACCGCGUCGUCCAGGACUCAGCAGUUCUCCGCAUUCCUCAGAAGCCAGUCAUAGUGGAACUGGAUGAACUACCAUCUAUGGAAGAAGUUUCAAAAGCCAUAGAGCAGCUGAAGAGUGGCAAGGCAGCAGGAGUUGAUAGGAUACCACCAGAGAUCUGGAAAGAUGGGGGACCAACACUACACAGCAAGCUCCACGAACUCCUUGUCUGUUGUUGGGAGCAGAGCAAGCUUCCAAGAGACCUCCGUGAUGCAGUCAUCAUCACUUUGUACAAGAACAAAGGAGAAAAGUCGGACUGCUCCAACUACCGGGGGAUAACACUGCUCUCUAUUGCGGGAAAAAAUCCUCGCCCGAGUGCUUCUGAACAGAUUGGUACCCACCAUCGCUGA
Messenger RNA from Penaeus indicus, 1608 nucleotides. RefSeq lists its product as uncharacterized. Gene Ontology annotation, molecular function: catalytic activity. The record is from RefSeq and is a predicted model, not a curated record. Bases 1 to 1608 code for a protein of 535 amino acids. The transcript is spliced from 2 exons. Lineage: Eukaryota; Metazoa; Arthropoda; Malacostraca; Decapoda; Penaeidae.